UCUCCUUCUUCUUCGUCCUUUCAAUUCAUCUUUAUGAUCCUAAUCUACCUGAUCCUCCUCAUUCAUCCUAGGAUCGAUGCUUAAAUCUCCCUCCUCGUCUCUUUCAAACCGAAGUCCUCUGCACUUGGUUCCUCUCUGAUUUGUGUUUCAGGAUACUUUCAACUCUUUGAACAGAUCAAUUUUGAUAGCUUGAUGAAAGAAAACCCUCAUGUUUCGAAAUCACUUCCUACGAUCCGGAGGGAAAUUAAAUUCAAGUUCAAAUCCCUUUUGACGGUAUGUUUUCAUAGCAAACAUCACUAUAACGUUUCGUAAUAAUUCAUAUCGAGCUUUGAUGGCGACAUCGUGUUUUCAUCCACUUCGACUACGAAAGUGGAAGAGGAAAACGUUAUUACCGGCGGCUUCUUCUUCUACCUCUUCUUCUUCUUCUUCUUCUUCUUCGUCGUCGUCGUCAAAGAGGCAGUUGAAUUGCGAUGGUGGGGAGAAUUUGGAAAGGAAGAGAUUCGACAGCGUGGAAUCAUGGUCCAUGAUACUGGAGUCUGAGAAUUUGGAGACGUGGGAGGCUUCGAAGGAGGAUCAGGAAGAAUGGACCGCCGAUCUUUCUCAGCUUUUUAUAGGAAACAGGUUCGCUUCCGGCGCUCACAGUCGGAUUUAUCGCGGCAUUUACAAGCAGAGAGCCGUGGCUGUGAAAAUGGUUAGAAUUCCGACUGAGAAUGAUGACAAAAGGACUUUACUGGAGCAGCAAUUUAAAUCCGAAGUUGCUUUACUUUCACGUCUCCUUCAUCCUAAUAUAGUGCAGUUUAUUGCAGCUUGUAAAAAACCACCAGUGUACUGUAUCAUAACAGAAUACAUGUCACAAGGAAAUCUGAGGAUGUACCUGAACAAAAAAGAGCCACACUCUCUUUCAACCGAAACUAUACUAAGAUUAGCUCUCGACAUAUCUAGGGGUAUGGAGUACCUUCAUUCACAAGGUGUGAUUCACAGAGACCUCAAGUCAAAUAACUUGCUUCUCAAUGAUGAGAUGAGGGUUAAGGUUGCAGAUUUUGGCACAUCAUGCCUUGAAACACGAUGCCUGGAGAAUAAAGGUAACAUGGGGACAUAUCGUUGGAUGGCCCCGGAGAUGAUCAAGGAAAAACCAUAUACUCGAAAAGUGGAUGUUUAUAGUUUUGGAAUUGUGCUUUGGGAGCUCAUGACCGCCUUACUUCCUUUCCAAGGAAUGACCCCUGUGCAAGCUGCAUUUGCUGUGUCUGAGAAGAACCAAAGGCCACCAUUGCCGGAAAGUUGUCAGCCGGCACUUGCACAUCUGAUAAAGCGUUGCUGGGCGGCAAAUCCCUCGAAGCGGCCGGAUUUCAGUGAGAUUGUGUCUGUUUUGGAAAAGUAUGAUGAAUGUGUCAAGGAAGGCCUACCUCUCACUCAUUAUUCAGCCUUCGUCACUAAAAAUGUCAUCAUUCAACGCUUAAAAGGUUGUGUGUCCAUGAGUUCCUCUGUACCUGUACAUGCCUGAUUUAUCCGCUUCCAUCUGUAAGCUACAUAUAUAUCACUUCAAUCUGUAUAUCUUGUUCAUUAGCUUGUACAUGCUUCAAUGUUUCUUCCAACUGUAUUAUGUAAAUGCAACUUAUAAGGCUUUUUUC
Messenger RNA from Neltuma alba, 1628 nucleotides. Its product is annotated as serine/threonine/tyrosine-protein kinase HT1-like. Gene Ontology annotation, biological process: protein phosphorylation. Lineage: Eukaryota; Viridiplantae; Streptophyta; Magnoliopsida; Fabales; Fabaceae. The transcript has 3 exons. The record is from RefSeq and is a predicted model, not a curated record. Gene Ontology annotation, molecular function: protein serine/threonine kinase activity; ATP binding. The coding region runs from base 332 to 1501 and encodes 389 amino acids.